AUGCCCAGCUCUUCCCCAUGGCACGUCUUGGUGAUCGGCAACGGCAACUAUGAUGAGGCCAUUGGCGCCUUGCCCGGCGCCAUCGAAGAUGCUGAGAAGUUUGCCAAAGAAGUGCCCCAGAGACUGGGUGAUGAUCAGCCAAUCGUUCUGCUGAACGGCUCUGCUGACGAGCACUACAGAAGAAUCGAUGACUGGCUCCAAGCAGAAAGUAGCAAGAAAAUGAUGUUCUGUGCCGGACAUGGCAUGAGAUGCCAAGGCAUUUUCUACAUCAAAACCACAAAAAAUGAGGACAUCCCAGUUCAAGAAUAUGUGCGCAGAAAGGUGGAUCACUUAGGAAAGCGCGAUGUUGUUGUAGCGUGCUUCUUUGGCACCUGCCAAGUUCAUACGGAGUCAUCAGGCAAUCUUCAGAAUCCGCAUUUUCCAGGCUUGAGCGCUAAGCAUCACUUCACUGGUCUGAACAAUUUGUUUGCGUUUUCCUUCAAUAGUGAGCCGGGCAAGUAUGUGGUGGACUACAGCAAUGUGUACGCACGUGUCUUGAUUGACAUGCUCUCAUGCGGUGGAUACAGGUCGUUGCAAGAAGUCUUAGAGACCUUGCCUGACCUCGUCUCCAAUGAAUCCUCCUUCACAGAACGGCCCUGGAAGGAAGACAAUCUUGGCAAUUCUUCUGCCAGUUUCGGGGAGGACACGGAGGACUCUAGUGACUUGUCUGAGCCAAGUGCACUCUGUGCACUUAGUCCUCAGAGCCUUUCCGGUGACAGCGGCGUUCAAAUCAUACCAUCGAGUCAAACCAAACCGGCCCCUGAUCAGUUGAUGACUUUGACUGGUGACAUGACAAUCCUUCAUAGAGCCGACUCGGUGAUUGGUGAAUGCAUGUGGAAACUCGACCGUGUCGACUUCAAGGGCUGCAACUCACAUGCAAGAGAUGCAACCUUGCAAAGAGCAGCUCAGUACAGUGUGGAACUAUGUAAAGCUAUGCACGAUCUCCGAUUUCUUGUCCUUCCUGGGACAACAGACUCUCAGAUUUACCCUACCUUGCCGAAACGUCUGACCCUUUUGCAAAAAUAUGUCCAGGGCUUAGACUUGGUACUCCGCAACGGACAACUCAAAUGGCAUGGAUGGCAUUCUUUUUCUGCAGAGAUUCACAGAGUUUUUGAUGAUCAGUCCGCAGCAGCGGUGUAUGAGAAUUUGAUAACAUAUGCAUCUACCCUCUACCACUGUCAGUUGAGACGCAUCGUUGUUGAGCAGGCGGGUUUGGACCACGAAAUCCUUCUGGAAAUCGAGCAGUGCUUACGUGUUGCCGCUGAAGGCUUCGUAGCGCAGUCAAGAGAGAUACUGCCGGGUCCAAUCUCCAAACACCAGGUCUUUGUGGCCUUGCAUAGCUGGGUUGUAGCACAGAGAUGGUUGGGCAAACACUCAGAAUGCCAAGCUAUAUUAGUUGACUGGUUUGGGCCGCUCCUUGCUCUGGCAACGGAAGAGAUUCAAGAAGUUUGGAAGGGUCGGCGAUCUGAGGCGCAAAAAUACCAACUGUUGCAACAGUUGCAAAAACGAAGCAUUGAUCAUCCCACUUGCUACGAAGAUGUGGCUUCGUUCCUUUACAAAGCAACACGAUGGUAUGAAGAGUUGUCGCAAGAGGCAUUGUUUCUAGAUUUCACAUUGCACAUGGAGUUGAAUGAGUGGCUAACAUGGCAACCUCAAGGCUGGCAGCUUUGCACAGCAGUGAGGGGGUGUCUGCACAAUUCAGGCAAUUCACACCUCAGGGCUCUUGUGAAGAGCUGUUUGCCGCUGUGCACAGCUUGGGGCAGGAUUUUACAGAAACAACAGCACCAGAAAAGCGUGAUUUGUCAGAAGAUUUCUGUUUCGCUUGAGUCGGGUACGGAGUUAGCUCUCCGGAAGUAUGCUCAAGAAGUUGGUCGAGUCAUGCUUGCUCCACCAGGAGCUCCCAAAGACGAUGCAACCGCUGCAACCGCUGCAACCCUUCGAAGCUACGCCCAGCUGCACCGGCGCCCGAUUCGCCCUGUGGUCCAUCCCGUGGUCCGCAGCCCCCGCGAAGUGUCGCCACGGCUGCAGGGGCAGCUGGGAAGACUCAAACAGCAGCUGCAUGUCCUGCGAAGCGAAGCCAAAAUGUUGCGGAAAAACUUGACGGACAAUGAGCUGGCAAGUGCCGAAUGCGCCCGGCUGUGGACAGCCAAUCGACAUCGCGUGUGCGAAUUGAUGAAGGAAGAGGAAGAGGAGGAUGCUGAGGACCAGUUCGAGUCCUCAGAUUCCCAGAUUGGAACAUACCAAAUUGGCGACACGAACCAGGAGGAACCUUCCGACCACGCCAAAGCUCGUGUGGAGGAGGAAAUGAUGCAAGUCCGGCAAGAGACCCUGGAACUGGCUAUGGAGGUGCAACGAGCCGCAGACCUUCAAUGGCUCCGGAGCCUAGAGCUGAAGCGGCUGAAGAUGUGGAUGAAGCUCCAGCAAGCCAAGCGAAACGCCAAGAUGGCCAAGCUUGCAGAUAAGGAUCUGCAGCGAGACCAGAGCGUCUUUGCGCUGCAGCUGCGCCAGUCCGAGGAGUGCUGCGCGGCGUUGCAGCUGCAGCAGACGCAGCUCAGGGAGGAGCUGACGGCGGCCAAAGCAGAACUGCCAGGAUCCUCGCCCAUUCCGUCGCAGAUGUUCACUGCGCUGCAGAGCGAACUGAGGGCUGAGGAGCAGAUGUCCGAUGUCCGGUUGAUGCCAUGA
This is a messenger RNA of Cladocopium goreaui, 2721 nucleotides long. The record is from the annotation of a GenBank genome assembly. Lineage: Eukaryota; Dinophyceae; Suessiales; Symbiodiniaceae.